Messenger RNA from Gambusia affinis (western mosquitofish), 3121 nucleotides. RefSeq names its product transmembrane protein 238 (gene tmem238l). The record is from RefSeq and is a predicted model, not a curated record. NCBI's taxonomy places the organism in Eukaryota, Metazoa, Chordata, Actinopteri, Cyprinodontiformes, Poeciliidae. The transcript has 2 exons. The coding region runs from base 602 to 1123 and encodes 173 amino acids.
AAUAAACUGCAAAAAGAUGUUUCUAGCAAAACUUUGAUUAUUCAAGCUUAGACAUUUCCUUUUCCUUUAGAAAAAUCCAAGUUCAGUUUUUCUAGAAAACUUCAUCUAAAUGUUUUUUGCUGGACAUUCAUCCUUUCAUCUGACGUGAUAAACUGUUCAGACAUGAACAGGCUUAAAGUUGAUCAAAAAGCCUUAAAGUUCCUUCACAGAAUGAACAUAAUCUCUCACAGAAAUGACAUUUUUAUUCCAAAUCAUUCACAUUUUAAGAACCAGCUCGUCCUCGGGUCAGACCUGGCCGGCAGCUGCAGCAGCAGCAGCAGCAGCAGCAGCUCCAGCUGCAGCAGCAGCAGUUGACUUUUUGUCCUCUUGGUGAAGAGCUGCAGUAAAAAGGUGAAAGGUGUUUCCCUCCUGCUGAACAUUUGACAAUCAAAUAAGAUGUAAAUAUGUUGGCCUGGAAGCCAUGCUUGUGUUGCUGCUCUAGUUGCCCGCAGUGUUGAUUCAACCCUCAGCAAACUGCGCUCCUCUCCGUGCGGGUGCAGCUGUUUGUCUUAAGGUGGGGCGUUUCUCUGGUGCGCGGUCCCGACCUGCUCCGCUAUAGAGGAUGAAGGAUCCCGGCCAGAGCAAAGCCUCAGCCCGCUCCGAGGCGCCCAGCAUGGCUCUCCUCCAGCGCUUCGGGACCUGCCUGCCCUUCCUCCUGCUCGCCGUCACCUUUGACAUCCUGGGCCUGGUUCUGCUGUUCGUCGGGAUCUUCGGCGACCUGCGCAUCGACGGCCUCUUCUACGGAGACUUCCUGAUCUACUCGGGCUCCCUCGUCAUCUUCACCAGCCUGGCCUGCUGGCUCAUGUGGUACGUGGGCAACAUCCAGGUGUCGGAGUACGACGGGCAGAAGAGGAACAGCAUCGCGCUGCUGGCCAGGAAGAUCUCGGAGAGGCUGAGCCAGAAGAUGACGGGGGAGGACUGCGUGAAGUGCGUGGUGGAGGACGAGGACGAGGACCGCAGCCCUGCGGGGGGUCUUCCGCUGAAACCGGGCAAGGUGACGUGGGGCAAAUCCACGGCGUACCUGAACGAGGGCUACGACGGCUCCACGGACGGCGCUGACGGGGAGCAGCAGUCCGUGGACUGAUCGGCUCGGUUCGCAUCCAGCCGGAUCCAAAUGUUGAAUUCUGGAAAAACUUUCAGGUUUAGAGGUUAAACUUGAAGGUCCAGCUUUCACUAAUGUCUCAUAUUUCAAAAACAACCUGCAAUUAUUAUUUCAAGUGUGUAAUAAUGUUUUAACUAGACCCUUUGCACUGCUCAACUGAUUCUGAUUAUUUAUUAGAAAAUAAUCGAUAUGUCAUCCGCUGAAACUGACCGUUUCUCUGAUCCAGUAGAGAAUUUUAUCAUUCAUAUCAUAGCAGAUUAAUUAAUGGAGCUGUGAAAUCCUUGCUGGUAAAGAUUAGGGUGAUGGUACAGAGUCUGUCCAGAGCUCCUCUGAAAACCAGUGAAGAAAUGAAACUAAAAAAUGUUCUGAUUUCUGCAAACUGAUUAUAGAGAAGGAAAUCUGUCAUUUUUAUUUAAAUGUAUAUAAGAGCAGAUUAUAUUCUAAAUUAAUAUCCAUUUUAUUUAGUUUUAUUAUAUUUUAGAUCAGACAUUUCUUGGUUGACAAACAUUUGAUGUAACUCUGUCAGGGGUAUGAAUAUUUAUGGAUUGUUCUUUUCAAGCAGGAUGUGAUAUUUCACUUUAUUUGAGGAGAAAUUAUUGCUCUGUUCAUAUCUUUGUGUGUUACUUUCUGAUAACUGAUUGUUGAAAGUACACACCGACUCAAACUCAUAAAACUCCCCGUCAGUCUGACUUCAGUUUAUAAAGAUUCUCAUAAGCUCUGAGGAAAAUCUCCCUGACAGGAUGUAAAGUCUCACCUGGUUCCGUUUCACGUGUUUCUGCGCAGCGGCAGGAAAAGGCCCAGUCACGCUUCCUGUUGGCUGCUGGUCAGACUGGUUUGACUUCUUGGUGAGGUUUUGUUUGUUGUGGAUUAAAAUCCUCAGAGCUUUCUGACUCUGAAACAAAAGCUGAGACAAACGAUCCCACCUGAAGGAAAUCAGAUUCCAGCUUCCUCCAAUCAGAACCGAGACGUUGUUGUAACCCUCCGUGUCUCUGACGCAUCACUUCCUGUUAGCCGGUCAGGAGGGGGGAGGCGGCGGUCAGACAGGUUUCUGCUUCAGAUGCAUGCAGGGAGAAUCCGGGCCGUCAGCUGGAGGUACGGCCCGUCCAUCCGGUACCGGUCCUGCCACUGACACUCAGGUAUGACAGAAAUGUAAGGCGUGCUUCCAGUGAAUAACAAUGAUGCUUCAGACCAGAGCAGAGUUUUCUGGAGCGACCGGCUCCGGGUCCCGUCACUCCGCCAGCAGACACCCAGCCGUCCACCGGCGCCGCCGGCCCAAACAUGGAGCAGGGAAAGUGCACCGCCUUCUUCAUCGGCCUGGCCGUCUUCCUGGACGUGGUCGGCCUCCUGCUGCUCCUCAUCGGCAUCUUCGCUCCGCUGCCCUACUGGGACUUCUUCGUCCUGUCCGGGCCGCUGCUCAUCUUCCUCAGCCUGGUUCUGUGGAUAUUCUGGUACCUGGGGAACCUCACCGUCUCUGAGGAGGAGCUCAACCUCCGAAAGGCGGACAUCCUGUGACCUCCCGGCCUGGAUGAGACCAGAUCGGGUCGGAUUGGAUCGGAUCGGAUCGGAUCAGAUCGGGUCGGAUCAGAUCGGGUCAGACAGGAUCAGAUUGGGUCGGAUCGGGUCGGAUCGGAUCAGGUCAGACAGGAUCAGAUCGGGUCGGGUCAGAUUGGAUCAGAUCGGGUCGGAUCGGGUCUGAGGUAUCAACAUGAGGGCAGAAUGGACGGAUCCAGAAGAACCAGGACCGGUCUCUCUGGAGCCUGACUGAAGAGAUUCAACCUGAACUCUUGUUUCUGGACCAGGAACCAGAACCAGGGCUGUCCAACCGGACCUCUGUGAAAACGACUUCUGCUGCACUUUUAUCAGCUGGACGCUUUAAAGAACUGGGCCUGGUUGUGGUUCUGAUCCACAUGUUGUCAGUUUGCACAUUUAUGUAUGAAGGACGAUAUUCUGAAAUGAGCGACUAAAAGUGUUUUUAAAUGA